GACAGGUGUUAUUCACAUGGGAUUACAUGCUUGAAAACGUGGCCGAAUAAUGUGCACUCAGUGCUGCCUAGAGAAGUUUAUUGUAAUUCUAUCAACCAGUUGGGUUCAACUUCUGGGCAUCGAUUUAUGUCGACAACAAGAGGAAGAAGCAUGCGGAGCAAGGUGGAGAAGAGAAUGCGAAGAGAAACAGGAAAAACUUUAAAAGAGAUCAGACGUGCAAAAAAAAUAAGAAAGAAGUUAAUGACAGAAGAGGAAAGGCUACUAUACAACUUACGUAGAGCCAAGAAAAAGGUGGGAUUGCUUCUUCAAAAGCUCAAAAAAUAUGAAUUGCCAGAGUUACCACCUCCUCGGCAUGAUCCUGAGCUUCUUACUCUUGAGCAGCUUCAGGCUUAUAAGAAGAUAGGUUUCAGAAAUAGAAAUUAUAUUCCUGUUGGAGUUCGUGGGGUCUUUGGAGGAGUAGUUCAAAACAUGCAUCUCCAUUGGAAGUUUCAUGAGACUGUGCAAGUUUGUUGUGACAAUUUUCCUAGGGAAAAAAUCAAAGAAAUGGCAACCAUGAUAGCAAGAUUAAGUGGCGGCAUUGUUGUUAAUAUACACGAUGUGAAAACCAUUAUUAUGUUUCGUGGACGAAAUUACAGACAACCAAAGAAUCUGAUACCAAUCAACACCCUGACUAAAAGGAAGGCCCUAUUCAAAGCCAGAUUUGAGCAGGCUCUUGAAUCUCAAAAGUUGAACAUCAAAAAAAUUGAGCAAGAGCUAAGACGCAAGGGUGUCAAUCCAGAGGACCCAAUUGCCAUGGCUAGCAUUCAGAGAAUUGCUACUACAUUUUUUAGGGCUAUUGAUGAGAAACAAGGGACUCCAUAUAUAUUCCAUGGGGAUAAACCAUCCACAGCAGAAAUUGUUGAUAAUCUAGAUGAGUCUAUUGAUGUACCUUCUGAGGACAGUGACCAGGAGGAACUUGACCGCUUUAUUCGAGAGAUUGAAGAUGCUGCAGACAAAGAGUGGGAAGAGGAGGAAGCGGUAGAGAAAGAGGAACUUUCAAGAAUUAGGUAUUGGGGAAAAGAUGACAUGGGUCGGUCAAGCAGGGCACCAAAUUGGAGAAGUGAUAAUUCAGAAGAUGAGGAUAGGGCUCAUGUAAGGCGUUGGAAUGGUACUUCUACUGGAUUGGGAAAUACAGAGAGGAAAAAUUGGGAUAGUGACAAUGACAUGUCCACAGCUUCAGAAGACGAGUGGGAUUAUGAUGACAAAGUGAGUGAUGCUACAAUUGAUGUUGAUAGACAUAACUCCUAUAGUAAAGACGGGACUCGAGAAAGAGAGACAAAUAAAAUAAAACAGAGAAAAAGCAGGGCUGCCCCAAAGGAAUAUUUGAGAGAUAGAGCUAGUGUUGAAACCAGAUGGAGAGAACAUGAAGAUAUCAGCCUAGAUGGUGAUGUUUUGGGAGAUUCAGAAGAUGCGGUUGGGGAAUCAGAAGAUGAGGACGGACACAAUUUUGUGGAAUCAACAAUGGGCCCUUAUGAUUAUCUCAGCAAUGAAGAUUCAGAAGACAACGAUAGCGGGAGUAGACAGAAGAUAGGUGCGUUUGAUGAGAAAAAGGGUGAUGAAAGUUGGGAUAGUGAUUAAUCAAUUAGGUGCCAACCUGCAACUCAUUUUAUAUGCAGGUGAAUGGAAGUAGCAAUUGAAAAUUGAAAUAGAAAAGAUAAGUCCUCUAUCUAGUCUCUAAGCUAUAAUUUCUGGAAUUUUCUUGAUUUAUUUGGUGUGCCAAUUUUGAAGAAGAGGAAGAUCAAAGGGUGAGUGAGCAUUCUGUUUCCUCCUUGCUUUCUGGAAUAUUCUUUUUCAUUCUCGUCUUUCUUAUGUCUUGCAAUCUAUACUCAACUUCCUUCAUUGUAGGCCUUUCCACACCUUUCAAACUAGACAUAUUUUUAUCAAACUACUUAUUUCAAAAAACUCUUGCUCGGUUCCUUCUUGCAAAAUACAAUCUUCUACGAGAUCAAAGAGCUUCUUCUCUCUUAUUGUUUGAUGAAAAUUCAUCGUUAAGUUUUGUGGUAACCCAGCAUUGGUUAAGUAAAUGGGUUUCUUUCCUGUUAAAUCUCAAGAAGAAUAACUCCAAAGCUAUAGACAUCACUUUUCUCGGUCAACUGACCCGUUUGAUAAUACUCCGGAUCUAAGUAUCCAAAGGUACCUUGAAUU
Zingiber officinale is the source of this 2184-nucleotide messenger RNA. Its product is annotated as CRM-domain containing factor CFM9, mitochondrial-like. Bases 127 to 1617 code for a protein of 496 amino acids. Gene Ontology annotation, molecular function: RNA binding. NCBI's taxonomy places the organism in Eukaryota, Viridiplantae, Streptophyta, Magnoliopsida, Zingiberales, Zingiberaceae. The transcript is spliced from 3 exons. The record is from RefSeq and is a predicted model, not a curated record.